Molecule: messenger RNA, 3297 nt
Organism: Pneumocystis jirovecii RU7
Lineage: Eukaryota; Fungi; Ascomycota; Pneumocystomycetes; Pneumocystales; Pneumocystaceae
Exons: 10
Coding region: 1-3297 (1098 amino acids)
Biological process (GO): regulation of DNA-templated transcription
Cellular component (GO): Cdc73/Paf1 complex
Molecular function (GO): RNA polymerase II complex binding
Source: RefSeq, a predicted model, not a curated record
AUGGUCUCAGAAAUAAUAAUAAAUCAUAAUGAGAAAAAAACAGAAAGCUUUAGAGAAGAAAUACAGAAAAAACAACCUAGAAUUAUUGAAGUUCCUUUGAAAGAACAAGGACAACUUGUCGAAAUCGAUUGUGCAACACUUCCAGAAGAUGCAAUGGAACUUUGUGAAAUUUUAGAAUGUGAAAGUGCUUCAAAAGAACUAUGGAUUCAGUUUUCUUAUGAGUAUCGGCGACAAGGAUAUGUGAAUCAAGCAAUUGAUAUCUUAACACGAGGCUUAAAGGCGGAUAUAUCUCGAGAAAAUAAACUGCCUCUGUAUUCUAUGCUUGCAGCAUUAUAUUUAGAAAAAGCACGUAGAGCACCUAAAACUACAAACCAGGAACACUCCGAAUCAACAAUACAAACAAAAGAUUAUUACCAUCAGCAAGUAACUCAAGCAUUGAAUGAAGCAAAUAGAAUUGAUUUUUCAUUUUUGCCAAAUAUCCUUACAAGAGCAGUUUGGAAUAUUAUGCGAGCAGCAUCAGAAAAAACAUUAAUGGAUCAAGCAGGAAAGUAUUUUGAUAGUGUCUUAAAAACAGAUCGGAACAAUUUAUUUGCAAUGCUUGGAAAAGCACGAAUUCUUUUUUCACAUAAAAAUUAUACAGGAGCGUUAAAACUUUAUCAAACAAUUUUGUCAUCAAAGCCUGAUUUUAUUCCGGAUCCAAGAAUUGGAAUUGGACUUUGUUUUUGGGAAUUAAAUAUGAAACAAGACGCCAAAGCAGCGUGGGAAAGAUCUCUAGAAUUAGAUUCAAAGAAUGUAUCAUCAAAUACACUUUUAGCAUUAUACCAUCUUUAUUCUGCUUUUUCUAAAACAGGAACAUCUGAAUUUUUGGAAGAAUAUAAAAAAUCAUUGCAAUACGCUCAAAAUGCAUACAAAGAAUCACAAGAAGCAUCUUAUUCUGCAAACAUUUUAUCAUCUUAUUUUUUUUCUAAAAAGAAUAUCAAUUCAGUUAUCAAACUAUCCGAAAAAGCAUUACAAUACGCAGAUACUAACUCACUAAUAAGUGAUAGUCUAUUCUUGAUGGCAAGGGCAUAUCAUUAUAUGAAAAACUAUGAAAAAGCUUCUGGAUUAUAUCAACAUUCAUAUAAUACCAAAGAAAGUAAUUUUAUUUCAGCAAUUGGGUUAGGACAAAUAAAACUUAUUCAAGAUGACAUUAUUGGUGCAAAAUUAAUAUUUGAAAAAAUCACAGAGCAAAAUCCCAAGUGUAUAGAAGCACUAACGAUACUUGGAUCGAUAUAUACUUAUGAAAUAUUAUCUAUAAAUUCAAAGAAUGAUAAACAAUUAGAAAAACAAAAAGCAAAAUCAUUAUUAGAACGUGCAAUACUUUUAAUAAAUAAUUCGACAGAAAGGGAUUUUUCUGAUUCAGGGAUUUUUAUAACGUUAGCAGCUCUUUGUGAAGAUGAAGACAAUAAUAUUAGUCUAGAAUCAUAUGAACGUGCACUAAAUUUAGAACACAGAUUUCCUACUAAUAUUCUUCCUCAAUUAUUAAAUAACAUAGGCGUCCUUUACCAUACUAAAGAAAAUCUCAUAAAUGCUAGACAAUUUUAUCAGGAUGCUUUGAAUCAAUGUGUUUCUAUUGGACAACAAGAAAACAAUACUACUGAUGUUGAUGCAUUAGUAACAACCCUAACAUAUAAUCUUGCACGUUGUGAAGAACAGGCUGAAAAUUAUGAAGAAGCAAAAAAGUUUUAUGAAGAAUUAUUACAAAGACAUCCAGAUUAUGUAGAAGCACGUGUUCGUUUAUGUCAUAUGGAAAUCAUGAAAGGAGGAACAGAAGAUACAUCUAAAAAAAUUAAACGCCUUAUAGAAACGGAUCCAGAUAAUCUAGAUGUCCGAGCAUAUUUUGGAUGGUAUCUUAGCCGACAAAAAUGGAAUAAAGCUUCAAAUGAUAAUCCAGAACAAAGACAUUAUACUCACACAUUAAAAUACUUUGAUAAACAUGAUAGAUAUUCAUUAACUGCUAUGGGUAAUCUUAAUUUGCGUAUAGCUCGAGAAUCACGUCCUACCACAGACAUAGAAAAGGAGAAAAGACAAAAAAUUUAUGAAAAGGCAGUAGAAUUUUUCGAUAAAGCUUUACAGCUUGAUCCUAAAAAUGCAUAUGCAGCACAAGGAAUCGCUAUAGCAUUGGCAGAGAAUAAACAGCACGCAAAAGCUUUAUUAAUAUUAAGUAAAGUACGAGAAACAUUAAAAAAUGAAUCCGUAUACAUAAAUAUGGGUCAUUGUUUAACUGAAAUGAAACAAUAUUCUAGAGCAAUAGAAUCAUAUGAAUUAGCUUUAAAUAAAUACCAAAAUCGAAGCAAUCUGAUAACAUUUUCUUCUCUUGGAAAAGCUUGGUUACAAAGAGGAAAAGAAGAAAGAAGUCUUUUAGCAUUAAAAGAAGCUCUUAAAUAUACAGAAAAAGCAUUGAAACUGCAACCAAAUAACACAGCUAUUAUUUUUAAUAUUGCAUUUAUUCAAUUUAAAUUUGCUGAAAUAGCAAGAAUACUGCCAGAAAAUAGAAGAUCUGUAGAUGAUUUGGAAUAUGCCUUGAAAAUUUUAAAUAAUGCUAUUGAUACAUUUUCAGACUUAGCAAAUUCUAAACAUCCUCCUUAUUCUAAAGAAGAUAUUCAACAACGUGCUAACAUGGGCCGCAAUACUACACUUAGACAACUUGAACGAGCAAUACAACAACAAAAAGAAUUUGAAAGUACUAAUUUAGCAAAAUUGGAUAGUGCUCGACAGAAGAGAAAAGAAGAACAGGAAAGAAAACAAGCAGAAGCAGAAGCAUUGCGUGCUUCAGAAGAAAAGAAACAAAGAGAAUUAGCAGAAGAACGAAGAAUUAUGCAAGAACAAAUAAAGGAAUGGGCCAUGAAAAGAAAAGAGGAAAAUUCUAUUAUAGAAGAUGAUACAGAAAAAGAUAAAGAUUCAGAUGACCAAGGAAAGUCAAAAAAGAAAAACAAGCAGAAGAAAAAAAAACAAAAAAAACUAGAAAAUGAAGACUCAGAAAUUUCAACAGAAACAGAGGAACAAAACAAUUAUGAUAAUGAGAAACAAAAAAAAACUAAAACAAACGAACAACCAAAAAAAAAAAGAAAAAUAUCUAAAAUUAGUUCUAAAAGAGAAAUUAUAAACAGUGAUGAUGAAGCUGAAAAUUAUAAGGAUAAAGAAAUGCUCAAUAUAUCGGAUGAGACACAUAUUACAAAAGAAUAUGAUAAAAACAACUUAUUCGGCAGUGAUAUUGAAGUAGAGAUUUUAACAUUAUUUACAUUUAGAACUAAUUAA